AUGGCUUCUUUUCUCUUCUGGUUUACCCUGUGCCCCGCCUCCCAGAGGCAAGAAGUUGUUGACUUUGAGAAACUGGAUGAGUCUGCUGCUGCCUUCCAAGGCCACGAUGUUGGAUUCUGCUGCCUGGGCACGACCAGAGGCAAAGCUGGAGCGGAUGGACUGAUCCGCGUCGACAGAGAUUACGUUUACCAUUCGGCGAGAUUAGCCAAAGCUGGUGGAUGCCGCCAUUUCGUCUUACUCUCAGCCAUGGGUGCAAAUCCCUCCAGCCGCUUCUUCCUCAUGCAGGUUAAGGCUGAAGCAGAGUCCAGGGUCAAAACAGUUAGGUUUGACCGCUGCUCCAUAUUUAGACCAGCGUUGCUGCUGUGCGAUCGUCAGGAGUCUCGUCCUGCUGAGUGGAUUGCCAGGCAAGUCCUUGGAGCAGUAGCCUACGUCUUUCCCACAUUUUGCUCUGUCUCCACAGUGACUGUGGCCCGGGCAAUGGUGAACAACGUGGUAAUGCCAGGACCUGAUAAUCAGAAGGUGGAAAUUCUAGAGAAUGCAGAUAUACAUGCCCUAGGAAACAUUAAAUAGUUGGGAGGCUUGUUCCUGAGUGAUAGGGAUGGUGGAAAGCACCCUCUCCGUCCCAAGGCCCCAGUCUUGCCUAUCUUUCCUUUUCCAAAGAGACCACCCAUCAAACAGUGAGGGGACUUCCAUAUAUCCUUGAAACUGUUCUGUCUUUCAAUGGUAACACAGCAAACCACCCAAUUCCCCAUGGCCACCAUUUUGAAUAAUUCUACCGGCUUGCCCACAAUGCUCUGGUGCCAGGGGGUCAGGCAAGGCAGGGUCAUUCAGUCCAAGAUCAGGGUUUCAGAAGUCAGGCAAGGUCGAGUUAUUCGGUCCAAGGUCAAGUUCCAAGAAUCAGGCAAGGCAGAGUCAGUGGCUUAGCAUCUAACGUACACACUGCAUUCGCACCUAACUGCCUUUCUUGGCUGGUUUUAUAGCCACCCACCUAAGGGUCAGGCUGGCAGCUGGCUUUAUUUUGAUUUAUUUUAAUUCAUUUUUACAUCGUUUCUGCUCAAUCGUCGUGGCGCCAUUUUGUGAUGACCACACGACUGCCUUUUGCAAUGCACUCUGGGAAGCCACAAUGGGCUGUAAGUUCCCAAUAAAUGAACCUGGGGCAAACUUAGACAGUUGCAUCAUCUGCACAUGUGAUGUUAUACACCCUUGCAGGGAAAAUGUUGUAUGAGAAGUGGCUGCACAAAUCAGGCAAUCGUGCGGAUACAGGGUGAACUUGCAGGAUGUGAACAUCUCCUACCGUAUUAGCUCUACUAUAGCUGUGAUACAGUAAAAAACUAUCUGACAUUUCAGACAGAACCAUUUUAGUAACGGUUCCCU
Messenger RNA from Gekko japonicus, 1374 nucleotides. Its product is annotated as oxidoreductase HTATIP2-like. The coding region runs from base 1 to 570 and encodes 189 amino acids. Gene Ontology annotation, biological process: import into nucleus. The transcript is spliced from 4 exons. Gene Ontology annotation, cellular component: cytoplasm. NCBI's taxonomy places the organism in Eukaryota, Metazoa, Chordata, Lepidosauria, Squamata, Gekkonidae. The record is from RefSeq and is a predicted model, not a curated record.